UGUUACGAUAGCUAUUAGCACAGAGUUGAGAGUAGGAACUAGGAAGAGGAAUCACGAAUGGCUCAGUUCUGGAAACCUGGCACCGAGAAGCCUCGCCUCCUCGACGACGAAGAAGGCGGCGUCCUUUUCUUGUCAUCUUCUCUCUCUUCCUCUUCCUCCGGAUAUGGGCAUGCGAGUAUUGAGAAACAGAGGCAGAGAUUGCCAGUGUACAAAUACCGUACCGCUCUUCUUUAUUUGGUGGAGACACAUGCUACUACUAUCGUUGUUGGCGAGACUGGAAGUGGCAAAACCACUCAGAUUCCCCAGUACCUUAAAGAAGCAGGCUGGGCUGAUGGUGGUCGUGUUAUUGCUUGCACUCAACCAAGACGAUUGGCUGUCCAGGCAGUUGCUUCAAGAGUGGCAGAAGAGAUGGGGGUCAAGGUUGGGGAGGAAGUUGGUUACACAAUUCGAUUUGAAGAUUUGACAAAAAAAGGUGUAACUAUGAUAAAGUUUCUGACCGAUGGGGUGUUACUCAGAGAAAUGAUGGAUGAUCCUCUUUUGACUAAAUACAGUGUCAUAAUGGUGGAUGAGGCUCAUGAAAGGUCUAUUUCAACUGACAUUUUACUAGGCCUCUUGAAAAAGAUCCAACGGCGUCGACCACAGCUACGUCUUAUCAUCUCAUCUGCUACAAUUGAAGCAAAAUCAAUGUCUUCUUUCUUUCAGGCGAGGUUAUCAUCUGAGCUUUGCACUUGGGUUUUAUUUUUUCUUGACACGCCGUAA
Pistacia vera is the source of this 759-nucleotide messenger RNA. RefSeq names its product probable pre-mRNA-splicing factor ATP-dependent RNA helicase DEAH9. Gene Ontology annotation, molecular function: RNA binding; ATP binding. Bases 58 to 759 code for a protein of 233 amino acids. Lineage: Eukaryota; Viridiplantae; Streptophyta; Magnoliopsida; Sapindales; Anacardiaceae. The record is from RefSeq and is a predicted model, not a curated record. Gene Ontology annotation, cellular component: intracellular anatomical structure. The transcript is spliced from 7 exons.